Molecule: messenger RNA, 972 nt
Organism: Paramecium pentaurelia
Lineage: Eukaryota; Ciliophora; Oligohymenophorea; Peniculida; Parameciidae
Source: the annotation of a GenBank genome assembly
AUGAAAAAGAAAUAGUAAAAAAGAAGUUCAUCAUCAUCUUCUUCCACAUCUAGAAGUAGAGAGGAUGAAGUUAAAAAUCAACGUUCUAAGGUUUCAUACUAAGAAUACUUGCUUCAAAGAAAAUAAAGAAGAGAAUCCAUUAAAAAAUCAAAUAUUUGGCAAUUUAAUAGUGAUUCUGAAGAAGUAAGGAGAGGUACUAAUGUUAUCAUCAUUUAUUCAGAUUUAUAAACUAUGAAAGAAUAAAGAAGACAAUAAAGAUUUAUUAUUGAAGAAUAAAUGAAAUAAGAAGAGGAUAAAUUAAGGAGAGCUAAAUUAGAUGCAAUUAUGAAAGGAGAACAUUUAUAAAAAAUACUUCCUUCUAAAUCAUAAGAAAGAGAAUAGUAAUCUUAACAAAAAGAGAUUGUGAUCUAAGAAGAAGUAAUAAACUAACAAGAAGAAAUAGAUUAGGAAUAAGAUGAAGAAGAAUAAUAGUAUUUUUUUUAAAUAUAUUCUUAAAGUUACUCAGAAACUGACUCUGAUGAUUCUUUUGCUGAGAAAGUUAGAAAAUUAAAUGAAGAAAUGUAAAAGAAAAAAGAAGAAAAUGAUAAAUCUUGCUAAAUAGGUCCUAUGCCUUUAUUAUUCGAUAAAAAUUUAUAACACAGAACCAAUUAUGGAAGUCAAUUAUUACCAGGGGAAGGAGCUGCAAUUGCAUAUUACAUUUAAUCAGGAAAACGUAUUCCUAGAAGAGGAGAAGUUGGUUUAACAUCAGAAGACAUAGAAAAAUAUGAAGGAUUAGGAUAUGUGAUGUCUGGAAAUAAACAUAGAAAGAUGAAUGCUGUAAGAUAAAGGAAGGAAAUGUAAAUUUUAAAUGCUGAAUAAGGUAAGGCUUUGAUGAUCUUCAAUUAUGAAUAAAAAGUUAAGAGAGAAAAAUAAAUCAUUGAUCAAUUGUAGAAAUAACUAAAGUUAAAAUAAACAAAUUAGGCAAAUUAAUGA